This is a messenger RNA of Dioszegia hungarica, 525 nucleotides long. RefSeq lists its product as uncharacterized. The record is from RefSeq and is a predicted model, not a curated record. NCBI's taxonomy places the organism in Eukaryota, Fungi, Basidiomycota, Tremellomycetes, Tremellales, Bulleribasidiaceae. Gene Ontology annotation, molecular function: oxidoreductase activity. Gene Ontology annotation, cellular component: cytoplasm. The transcript is spliced from 3 exons. The annotation marks the transcript as partial.
AUCACCACAAACAGAGGUCAUUGCUGCCACGUGACUCCGCCUACCAACUUCUCUGGAUCUGGCGCGAUCGAGAUGAGCGUGGUCUGGGGCGGAACCUAUCUUCGAGACGUCGCGGGCGCGGGGAUCGUCAUGGGCUGCGGUCCGCAAACGAUCAGGGAGUACAAGCUUGCCCCGCCGGAGGAGGUAUACGAUGUUGAGGACGAUUCGAUCUUGACGACCGGCAUUCAAGGGUACUUUGAGCGUAUCCUGUCUCAGACAUAUCGAGGUUGGGAAGAAGUACCGGGGGAAGGCACGAGGCGGGUCUGGUCAGGUAUCAUUGGGUAUUCUAGGGACAAGCUCCCCUUUGUUGGUCCAGUACCAGGGAGUGAGGGGCUCUUUGCAGCGGUGGCGUUCCAUGGUCACGGGAUGUCUCGCAUAUUGUGCUGUACCCGAGCGCUCGCUAAACAGAUGAUGGAUCCUCAGCAUCAGUGGGACGAGCGUCUCCCCCGGACUUUCGAAAUCAGCUCGGAACGGAUCAAGAGAGCG